Paramacrobiotus metropolitanus is the source of this 2862-nucleotide messenger RNA. Its product is annotated as ribosomal protein S6 kinase alpha-2-like. The record is from RefSeq and is a predicted model, not a curated record. The transcript is spliced from 22 exons. The coding region runs from base 326 to 2542 and encodes 738 amino acids. Gene Ontology annotation, molecular function: magnesium ion binding; ATP binding; ribosomal protein S6 kinase activity. Lineage: Eukaryota; Metazoa; Tardigrada; Eutardigrada; Parachela; Macrobiotidae. Gene Ontology annotation, biological process: intracellular signal transduction; protein phosphorylation.
GUGAUUAACCAUAUUAACGGUAACGAAACAGAAAAAGGAUGAAAAUGUACAGUACGAAGAAGUACCUCUUUUUGUUGUCAUUCCUCUUCAAACCAAACGGAAACUAUUUGUUCUAGCAGCUCGAAUUAAUCCAGAUUUAAAUGUAUGUCUCUUCCAGAUAUCUUUGUGUAAACCAUACGGUGAAAAAUUGAAGGGCAAAGCAGUCUGGCUGAUGGUAGUGGUCCCGUUUGUUUGAGCGGUCGUAUUGCUUUACGGCAAAUUUGAGACUGAGCGAUUGUUUGGCUCGUCAGAAGUGGCCGCGUUGUGGAAACCCAUCCAGAGUAAAAUGCCGCUACCCCAGUUAGCGGAUCCUUGGCAAAAAAUGGAUAUUGAAGAGGUUUCGGUGGGAAUACCAUCCGAUGAUAUGGUUGUUGACGAGGCUGACGCUUCCGGGCAGGAAGAAAUGCAGGAUGAUCGGGACCAAAUCUGUGAAAUUAUAAACAUUACCAAGGAAGGUUGCGAGAAGGGCGAUCCAACACAGUUUGAACUGUUGAAAGUGCUCGGACAAGGCUCAUUCGGCAAAGUAUUUUUGGUGCGGAAAAUUUCAGGAAAAGAUGCAAAUACUUUAUAUGCGAUGAAAGUGUUAAAGAAAGCUACCUUGAAAUAUCGUGAUCGCAUGAGGACCAAAAAGGAACGCGAUAUUCUGGCUGAAGUGAAUAAUCCGUUUAUUGUGAAACUGCAUUACGCCUUCCAAACCGAAGGGAAGUUAUACUUGAUACUGGAUUUUCUGCGCGGUGGAGAUCUCUUCAGUCGCCUGUCAAAAGAAGUUAUGUUUACGGAAGAGGAUGUUAAGUUUUAUCUAGCCGAACUUGCGCUGGCGAUGGAUCAGUUACAUAAGUGGGGUAUAAUUUACCGCGACCUUAAACCCGAAAAUAUUCUGUUGGAUGCCGAUGGUCAUAUUAGCCUGACCGAUUUCGGAUUGAGCAAAGAGGCGGUGGAUGGGGAGAAGACCUAUUCGUUCUGCGGGACUGUGGAGUAUAUGGCACCGGAAGUGGUGAAUCGUAAGGGCCACGGGUGUGCCGCUGAUUGGUGGUCGUUCGGGGUUCUAAUGUAUGAAAUGCUCACUGGUGAACUUCCAUUCCAAGGGGCCAACCGCAAAGAAACCAUGAAUUUGAUACUAAAGGCCAAACUGGGUAUGCCGCCGUUUUUGUCACCCGAUGCUCAGAGUCUACUGCGGGCACUGUUUAAGCGGAUUCCAGGGAAUCGAUUGGGUGCUGGUGAGAGAGGAGUUGAGGAAAUUAAGAGUCAUCCCUUUUUUGCUACGAUUGACUGGCCACGGUUGGCGAAAAAGCAGAUUACCCCGCCGUUUAAGCCGGUCUGCUCUCUUAACGUGGACGAUGCUACCAACUGUUUCGAUAUUGAGUUCACAAUGAAAACUCCUAAAGAUUCUCCUGGGAUACCACCCAGUGCUGCCGCUCAUGAUCUCUUUCGGGGAUUUAGUUUUGUUGCGCCCUGUUUGCUUAGCGAUGUGGCGAAUGGAGACAAACUGCGUCAGAUACCGGCAUUGAAGGGCUUUGCGGUUGGACCGCCCAGUCGAUUUACUGAUGAUUACGAGCUGAAAGAGCAAAUCGGUGAAGGAUCCUUCUCAACAUGCCGAAGGUGCAUCCAUAAGACCACAGGCGUGGAAUAUGCCGUGAAGAUAAUUGACAGGCUGAAACGUGACGCACAGGAGGAAGUAGAAAUUUUGAUGCGAUAUGGUUCACAUCCAAAUAUCGUCAAACUGCAUGAGACCAUUGAGGACAAAAAUUAUGUGUAUCUGAUAAUGGAGCUGUUGCGCGGAGGAGAAUUAUUUGAUCGGAUAUUUGCUAACAAGUACUUCCAGGAAUUCGAGGCCAAAGUUAUUUUGGAAACUGUUGCGAAAACCGUGGCUUAUUUGCAUCAGAAUGGGGUGGUUCAUCGGGAUUUGAAACCGUCGAAUAUUAUGUAUGCGGAUAAAGACAGUAAUGCAUCCAGUCUUCGCAUCUGUGAUUUUGGAUUUGCCAAGCAGUUACGCGCUGAAAACGGUUUGCUCAUGACGCCCUGUUACACACUUCAGUUCGGCGCUCCUGAAGUGCUGAAACGCCAAGGAUACGAUGCAGCCUGUGAUGUGUGGAGUCUGGGAAUACUGCUGUAUACUAUGUUGUCUGGUAAAUCUCCCUAUGUGCACACGCCUUCCGACCAGCCUUCCACAAUCCUGGCUCGAAUCGAUUCUGGCUCAAUUCCGUUUAGUGGUGGUGUCUGGUCACAUAUAUCCGAUUCCGCUAAGGAUUUGGUUAAGCGGAUGCUACAUCCUGACCCGCAAAUGCGUCUCACCGCCAGGCAAAUAUUGGAGCAUCCCUGGAUGCGAAAUGCUCCAAGCAGUAUACAAAGAAGAGCCGACCAGCCAGAUUUGGCACACUUAAAGGCUGUAACUGCCGCAACUUUCAAAGCAAUGGACGAAAAUCUUGUGGCGCCUCUGAUGCCAGUGGAUCAAGGUCUGUUGUUUAAACGGCGAAAUCCUGCCAAAAAGAUAGCUACUGGUUGAAGGAAAAUGUCCAUUAAGGAAUGUGUGACCACAGUCGAACUGAGUGCCCUGUGAACCCUGCGCCAAGGUGAUAAGGAUUCCUUGUAGUUGGAGUCUCUUACAGUUUUAUUGUUGUACAGAAUGGGAAAAAUUAACCGUUGGUCUUAACAGAAAAUUUCGUUGUUAUAUGCACUGCGUAUUCGGUUCUGUGGUAUUCCUCUCCAUUUUUAAGAAUUUUACUUUUCUAAUUUGUUAUUUUAUGGAUACCGUUUUGAUGCGUUGGUAACUAAAGCGUAAUUGUAGUCUAUGAAUGUUCAAUGAAGGAAAUUUUUCGUGUAGAA